This is a messenger RNA of Geodia barretti, 3114 nucleotides long. The record is from the annotation of a GenBank genome assembly. Lineage: Eukaryota; Metazoa; Porifera; Demospongiae; Tetractinellida; Geodiidae.
CCAUCUUGCUCUGGCCUUCUCUGUGUGCUUUCUCCACUACUGCAUAUAUAGCUACCAAGUGGUCAACAGCAAAGCAAACGAGGCAUAUAGCAAAUAGUCAGUGUAUAAUUGUGUAGUAUAAGACAGGUGUGUGUUAGCUACUUCUGUAGAGCUGGAUGUACAGAUGUGGGUAGUCUAGCAACUCUAUAAGCCCCAGGGCUAAUGUCCACAAACACUGACUGGUAGCUACUAGCAGCAAUGGUUCUUCAACCUAUCACACACCCAGCCAGGGCAAUGAGCCCAGAGUUGGAGAGACAUGUCACAGUUCUCUGAGAGUGUGCAGCGUCACAUGAUUGGUGGUAAUAAUAACAAGCCGCACCCAUCCUUUGGAGCUCAUAGUUGGAAAAUGGCUGAAGAAGCGGCGCUGGCACCUGACGAUGCGGGAAAGAUACUGGAGAAACUGCUGGAUGCGCAGAAUAAGUCGUUUAUGCUUGGUCUGGGACUGAAUUUGCGACUUCGCGAUAUAGAAGCCAUCCACGCAAGGUAUACUGACCCACGCGAACGUCUGCUCCACAUCAUUAUCGCGUUCUUGAGAGAAGAGGAGCCAAGACCGACAUGGAGUGUCAUUCUGGAAGCCCUCAGGAAUCCCAUAGUCAGCCUAACAGCAGUAGCCAGAAGAGUGGAAACAGCUCUUUUCGCUACGGCUGCACAACCGACAACCUCCGCUCCAGUCCUGUAUCCUAGCACCCUGUCGUCUCAGCAGGGAAUUGGUGUAUCCAAUCAAGACAUAAAACAUACCCCAGCUCUCCUGAUGGCAGUCUCACCUGAUUCACCUGUUGAAUCACCUCGAUCAUCCCUACACACACAACAAGGCACAUCACACAAUACCACUCAUUCUGCCCUGGGUUCCUCUCUAACCACCUUCCACCAGGAACUAACGUCCAGUGCACCAACUCCAGUCCCUAUUCCAACUCAGGCCCACCCACACCAACUGGCAUCCACUGGCGAUAGUGGAUCGGUGUCUACUAUUACAACAUCAAGUGAUGAAGUGAAGCAAAUGAUAUCAGAGCUGGAUAGCAAGUUUGACACUCUCAAGAACUCCAUCCGAGAAUGUCUCGAGAAACGUGGAGUUCAGGUGAAAAGAGUUGCAGAUAUACUGACAUCGCUCUCGGCUGAUGAAGACGAGCAUCACAAGAUGUUCCUGGAAAGCCAUGUCAGCGUUCUCUUCAAGGCUGCCAAUGUCGCAGAGCUGUUUGGAACCAUGAACUUCCAUUGGAAUUAUCUCAGUCCCCCUCCCUUAGAUCACCUGGUGCACAAGUUCAAUCUAGUGGAGGUCAAAAGUCAACUGGAGGCCUACAAUUCUGAUCUGCUGCAGUUUAGAAUGAAGACACUGUUAACUCUGUUCUGUCAGACGCAGAGGAAAAAGCGAAUCAGACUCUCCCCAGAUUUCCAUGAGGUUGUCGCCGAGUUUGAGUGGACAGAGAAUGUGACACUGGAAGAUGUGGAGCAGUUUCGACAAGAGUAUGCCUCUCACUACAACCUGAGAGAGUGUGCCAUGAUGAUUGCCGAAGUUCGUCCUGGCUCCUUCAUCGUCACUUGGUAUGUGCCCAAAUCGGUUGUGGAGAAAUUGAAGACCAAAGUACCCAGACCGAUUCUCAAGCAACAUGGUGUCCAGAAGCUGCAGAUUGCUGGGGUCUGUGUCUAUCGUAUCGUUAGUCCAAGCUCACCUCCAGCUCUCACUUCUCAACAGUCGAUGAUAACUUUAACAACCGACGACGAGGAAGAAGAAGAAAAAGAGCCAGAUGAUAUUGGAACCUCUACACUCGAGACCAGUGUGAGAUCGAACAACAAGAGAAGUCUAAGGCCCAGGACCUACAAUAGUAGUGUAUCAUCUGAUAGAGGGUAUUCCUCAGCUCAUUCUCUACACAGGGCCUGCAGAACCCUACAUAGCACCAGGACUCUCGGUGUCUUUUGUCCACGAACACUGACCGAUACCAGCAGUAAUAGUUCUUCAACCUACCCCUAUAAGUCUUCAUUCAAGAGCCAAAGAACAUCAUUCACCACCGUGACCAAGUUCUAUCGAGUUACUCCUAAGAAAUACCUGAAAAACUCCCGUGCAACAUCUGCACUGACCGUUGAUGUUUGCUGGGAAUGUGACAUUUUAAGUGCUCUCCCCUAUCCUCAGACUAUGAUUUUCAUUACGUGCUUAUAGGGAAAGUUUAGUUAAGUGCUUAUUGCUACAUCCAAAUACAUUUCUGCUGUUUGGUGUUUUCAGAGAGAGGUCAUGAGCGAUGAUGAAGAAAGUAUGACUGGCAGUCUUCGAAGGUUGCAGAUUUCAAUUCCUCUCCUCAGGAACCAACAGCAGGAAAAAGGGGGCAAUGAUGAAGAAAGUAUGACUGGCAGUCUUCGAAGGUUGCAGAUUUCACUUCCUCACCCCUGGGACCAACAGCAGCCGGGAAAAAGGAAUGUAAGGGAGCCAGAUGAAUUACCGUGUGAGAAAGUGGACAGAGCAGUAAUUAGAGACCUGUCUCAAGUUCUGGUAUUGUGGACAUGGCCGGCUAGAUCACUAGGUCUCGAGGACUCAGACAUUGCGACAAUACAGCUAGAUAAUCCCGGAGACACCAGAGAGCAAAGUUACAAGAUGCUCCACACCUGGGUACAGCGGUGUCGAGCAGUCAGCCACCUACCAGACAUUAGGUCGUGUCUUACUGACUGAGGCUAGUGGUGUCUACCCAGAUACGUAGAAAUUGUCUCAAAAUACUGCUCGUAAAAAUCAAUUUCCCUCGUUGCUUGUGGCCACUUUGCUUGGAAACAGGCAUCUGUUUGUUAUAUGUUGGUAUAUUAAACAAAAUGCAUACUACAUUAUUCAGUCCUUGCAGACACAAUAAUAACAUUUCUUGGAAAUAAUCGUCCAUUCGUCUUUAGCUACACUAGCUAGCUACAAAAGUUAUACCAUCUUUCACGCUCUAUUAUUUUCCCAUAGCCAUAUUAUACUGCAGUAUUAUUAACCCUAGCUGAACCCAGAGGCAGCAGGUAUGUGCAUACUAAGCUACUACAGCAAGAUUUUAAGACUCCCUGUAUUUGCUAUAACCACAUAAGACCACUGAGGAAUGGAGGAAAAGGUGUAACUAUUAC